CCCAUGUGAGCGCAGCUGAUUGCGAUAGUGAGUCUUCCUGCAUUUUUGCCACAGAUAAGAGCUUUAAGAGGACGGCAGGUCCUCAAUCGUACCAGAAAUAGCAUUUUCAAGUGCCUGAGUGUGUGAUCAGUGCGUAAUCUGUGAUAAACCAGCUCUGCAAGAGGUUGUUUUCCCCGUGAGAAAAUCUGUGCAAACUUGUGUGUCAAAAGUCAAGUGUGGCCGCGCCAUUACGUAAUAUUUGUGCAAAUUUGCGACAGGAAGACAGCGAAAAAUGCUUCAUUUUGGCCAGUCAAUGAGGAGGUGGUUCUCCACGGCUGCCCAGAAGAUCGCCACGCAACCCAUCAAUAAGAUCCUCAUCGCAAAUCGCGGCGAGAUCGCGUGUCGAGUGGUGAGGACAGCGCGAAGACUCGGCGUCCAGACGGUGGCGGUGUAUUCUGACGCCGAUGCCAAUUCCCUGCACGUCCAGGUGGCGGACGAGGCUUACCACAUUGGGCCUCCGGCUUCGCAGCAAUCCUAUCUGCGGGCAGAUAAGAUAAUACAGGUGGCGAAGGCCGCCAAAUGCCAGGCCAUUCAUCCGGGCUACGGCUUCUUGUCGGAGAGCGUGGAGUUCUCUGACAUGUGCCAGCGCGAGGGGAUCAUCUUCAUGGGCCCACCGGCGUCGGCCAUCCGCGACAUGGGCAUCAAGAGCACGUCGAAGCACAUCAUGGCCGAGGCAGGAGUGCCGAUCAUCAACGGCUAUCACGGUGAGGAUCAGUCGGAUGAGAAGCUGAUUGCCGAGGCGCGCAAGAUUGGCUUCCCGCUGAUGAUCAAAGCGGUGCGCGGGGGCGGAGGAAAGGGCAUGAGAAUCGCCGAGAGCGAGGCUGACUUCCUCACGCAGCUCAAUUCGGCUCGCACGGAGUCCGAGAAGGCUUUUGGCGACAGUUCGAUGCUCCUGGAGAGAUUCGUGCGCUCGCCAAGGCACGUCGAGGUGCAGAUCUUCGCCGAUAAGUACGGCGAUGCGGUGUAUCUGUUCGAGAGGGAUUGCUCUGUGCAGCGCCGCCACCAGAAGAUCAUCGAGGAGGCUCCAGCGCCUGGACUGUCGGAGCAGCUGCGCACAGAACUGGGCGAGGCAGCCGUGAGGGCGGCCAAGGCGGUGGGCUACGUCGGCGCAGGCACGGUGGAGUUCAUUCUGGACAAGGAGGAUCUCUCCUUCCACUUCAUGGAGAUGAACACGCGCCUCCAGGUUGAGCAUCCCAUCACUGAGAUGAUCACGGGAACGGACUUGGUGGAGUGGCAGAUCCGCAUCGCGUCGGGAGAGCCUCUACCAGUGACACAGGAGCAGAUAAAGCGUCGUGGACACGCUUUCGAGGCGAGAAUAUACGCUGAGAAUCCUCGUGGAGGAUUCUUACCGGGCGCAGGACCGUUGGAUCACCUCUCCACGCCAGUUCCUGAUCAGAACGUGAGGGUGGAGACUGGCGUGCGUCAGGGCGACGAAGUGUCCAUCCACUACGAUCCCAUGAUCGCGAAAUUAGUGGUCUGGGGAGAAAACAGAACUCAAGCUCUGGACAGCUUGAUUGCCAGGCUGAGAGAUUAUCAUAUCACCGGACUAGAAACGAAUGUGAACUUCUUGCUGGAUCUGGCCAAUCAUCCCUUCUUCCGCGCUGCAGACGUUCACACAGGCUUCAUUCCUCAGCAUUUCGACACUCUCUUCCCACCUCUUGUUGUCUCCGACUCUCUCCUCAUCCAGGCGGCAGUGGCAGUGGUUGUGAAUGAGCUGAACGCCGCCCAGGCCAAUGGUGUGGCUUCUGGAGGAUUCUCGAAUCAGUUCAACGAUGCCAAUAACUUCCGUCUCAAUCACGUCGCCGUGCGAGAAAUCAAGUUCAAGAGCGGCGACAAGGUGAACAGCGUUGAGGUGACCAGCAGCGAUGGUCAACUGAAGGCCAGGGUGAAUCAGGGCGAGUGGAGGAGCGUGCAGUGGAAACCACUGCCAGAUGCCAGCAGAUUCAGUCUUCGGUGCACAAUUGAUGGAGUUUUCGGGAAUUUCAGCGCUGUCAUUUCACCUCAGGAAGUUGCCAUCUUCACAGACGCCGGCAAGACGGAACUGGAAGUGAUUCCGCCGAAGUUCCUCAGCAUCGCUGGCGAGGGAGGAGCUUCUGCGCACAACCAAGUGGUAUCGCCAAUGCCCGGAGUGCUGGACAAGGUGUUCGUGAAGGCGGGCGAUAAGGUGAAGUCCGGCGAUCCUCUGGCUGUGAUAAUCGCCAUGAAGAUGGAGCACAUGCUGAAGGCGCCAAGGGAUGCGGUUGUGAAGAGUGUGGGCGGCCAGCCGGGACAGAACAUGGCCAAGGGAGCCGUCAUUGUGGCCUUUGAGAGUGAAGAAGAGGAGGCGAAGUGAGGACUUGAGUAGAGAUUUCUUGCUAUUUACACCAGAAUUGCAUUUAUUCCAAGUACAAACACUUUGGUGUACAUAUUGACCAAAUAAAGCAACCGAAUGUGACAUAGGAAUGACACAGAAAUGGAUCUGGGCAGUUCCUGGAGGAAUUCUCCUCCGGAUGAUCCCUAAUUUGUCAGUUGUGAUUCAAAUCUCACGAUUUCGAUGUUUUUUUAUACAUCGAGGAAAACACUUCAAUAUCAUUUAAAGCAAUUUUGAUAUGAAAUAUUAAUAAAUCUUACUUG
This is a messenger RNA of Phlebotomus argentipes, 2652 nucleotides long. RefSeq names its product methylcrotonoyl-CoA carboxylase subunit alpha, mitochondrial (gene Mccc1). The record is from RefSeq and is a predicted model, not a curated record. Bases 272 to 2371 code for a protein of 699 amino acids. NCBI's taxonomy places the organism in Eukaryota, Metazoa, Arthropoda, Insecta, Diptera, Psychodidae. Gene Ontology annotation, cellular component: mitochondrion. Gene Ontology annotation, molecular function: metal ion binding; ATP binding; methylcrotonoyl-CoA carboxylase activity. The transcript is spliced from 3 exons.